Molecule: messenger RNA, 4816 nt
Organism: Pangasianodon hypophthalmus (striped catfish)
Lineage: Eukaryota; Metazoa; Chordata; Actinopteri; Siluriformes; Pangasiidae
Gene: zbtb44
Product: zinc finger and BTB domain containing 44
Exons: 6
Coding region: 385-2352 (655 amino acids)
Biological process (GO): regulation of transcription by RNA polymerase II; positive regulation of gene expression
Molecular function (GO): protein binding; DNA-binding transcription factor activity, RNA polymerase II-specific; RNA polymerase II cis-regulatory region sequence-specific DNA binding
Source: RefSeq, a predicted model, not a curated record
UCGUCAGUCAAAGUAGAUAUCCUGAGGGCUACGCGAACGGCAUGCUGGGAUAGAAGAUGUAAACAUCAACUGGCCCAGAAAAGGAGCUGCAGCUCCGAUACGGCAAGAUUUUUAUACCGGGUACAUUUUCAAAGACUUUUCUCGGUACAAGUUAUAGCAGUUAGUUACGACGUACAGGAAUGUGACAUUUUUUCCCCUGAAAGAAAGGGAGGGAACUCCUGGUGAAACCGCAGCACCAAUGAUACCACUGCCGAGCUAGCUAGCCCGCGCUAAUAUGGAUAGCUCGCUGGUUAGCUUUAUGCUCAUGUAAUUUUUUUUUUGACAAACCUUCGUGUUUAUCCUGCUUUCGUUUAAAAGGAAAUCCAUCCUUUAUCAGUGACAAAGAUGGGAGUGAAGACAUUUACCCACAAUUCACCAAGUCACAGCCAAGAGCUGUUGGACAAGCUCAAUGCGCUGCGCAGUGAGGGCCACUUCUGCGAUGUUACUAUUCGUGUUCAGGGCCAGCUUUUCUCUGCCCACAAGGUGGUGUUGGCUUGCUGCAGUGACUUCCUCAAGGCUAAGCUCUCGGGGAAACCAAGCGAGGACGAGGCCAGCACAGAGGACAAUAAGGCAGUUUUGGAUCUCCACCACGUUACCGUAGCGGGCUUCGCUCCACUGCUGGAAUACGCCUACACAUCCACACUGUCUAUCAGCACAGAGAACAUCAUCGAUGUCCUGGCUGCCGCCAGCUACAUGCAGAUGUUUGCAGUGGCCAACACCUGCUCAGAAUUCAUGAAGUCCAGCAUCUUGUGGAACUCAUCCUCAGCUUCCAGCAACACCACCACUCUUCACCGGCCCCAGGAAGCUCCAGAAGGCGCCACAACUUGCACUCUGACUCCACUGGAUGCCCUAUCACCCUCACCGGUGUCUUCAGAAUGCAGUGCACCUGAGCGGCCUGUCCCUGUAUGCCGUGAGUCACGCCGCAAACGUAAAGGCUUUGCCAGCCCACAGCCAACUUCCUCUUCCUCACCACAAGUCCCAAAUCCUUCACCUUCAUCGUCUUCCUUCCCAGAGAGCUCUGCUCAAACUCUGGAACCCUCUCUUGCUUUUUCUUGGACCUAUCCAUUUGGUGUAGACCGCCGCUUCACUUCAGAAAAGGCCAAACUUCCUGAGGGGUUGCUGGAGUCUAGUGGAGCAUCUGGACAAGAUGGAGGCAGUCGGGCAUUGGUGGAGUAUUUGUCCUGCGAGGGCCCUCGGGCACUGGGUGUGGGUGGGACGGCUGUGGUAGAGGAGGAAGAGGAGGAUGUGCAAGUGAAGGUGGAGAGGCUAAGCGAUGAAGAGGCACACGAGGAGGCAUCACAGCCAGUCAGCGCCUCACACAGCUCACUGACCGACCAGCAAACUGUGCCUGGCAGUGAGCACACUCAGGAGGAUCUGCUCAUCAGCCCUCAGUCUUCAUCUAUAGGCUCCAUGGAUGAGGGGGUGACAGAGGGCCUUCAGUCCAUCCAGGGCACCCCGAACACCACUGGCCACAUGGAGGAGGAUGAAAGGCUGGAAAAUGUUCAGUACCCUUACCACCUGUACAUCAGCCCUUCCACGCGCCCGGGACUCAACGGGCCUGAGCGGCCUUUCCAGUGCCCCACGUGUGGAGUCCGCUUUACUCGAAUCCAGAACCUUAAGCAGCACAUGCUCAUCCACUCCGGCAUUAAGCCGUUCCAGUGCGACCGCUGUGGGAAAAAGUUCACACGGGCCUACUCCCUAAAGAUGCACCGUCUGAAACAUGAAGGUAAACGCUGUUUCCGGUGCCAGAUCUGUAGCGCCACAUUCACAUCCUUCGGUGAAUAUAAGCACCACAUGAGGGUGUCCCGCCACAUCAUCCGCAAGCCUCGGAUUUACGAGUGCAAAACGUGCGGCGCCAUGUUUACCAACUCCGGCAAUUUAAUCGUACACCUGAGGAGUCUGAACCAUGAGGCAUCAGAGCUAGCAAACUACUUCCAGACCAGUGAGUUCCUCCUCCCAGACUACUUGAGCCACAUGCAGGAGGAAGAGGAGGAGAACCUGGCCCAUUUUGAGAUGACAGAGCAAGCCUUCGACGUCACUGCCACCUCCUCCUCCUCUUCUUCCUCAGUACAAACGCCCGUCAUCUCCCAGGUCUCCUCAACCAUGAACUACGACUCCCGACCCUCUGCCUCCAUGGCCCAGAAUUCACCAGGCUCUAGAGCAGGCCAUGGGAGUGAGGAGGGAACAGCAGGGGAGGAGGCAAAAAAUGCCAUAGCUGUCACGUCUUUACCAGAACCGGAGAAAGAGGAAAGGGAGAAAGAGGGCGAGGGACAGAACCAAAAGAAAGCACUUGUGUCAAUUACAAUCGAAUGAGAAGCAUUCCAUUUAAUUCUUCUGGAAUUUGUGUAUGUGUUUUUCAGAUUUUGUGGCCUGAAUCAGUAUAAUGCAAAAGAAAUAAAGUGAACACUGGACUCUGCGUGGAGAAUGCAAGUUGGAAUACUUAUUAUAGUUUAAUUUUUAAGAGCUUCAUAUGUAGUUGUGAACAGUUCUUUAUAGGAAUGUUACUCUUUUAAUUUGCUUUGUACAGGAACAUAAGGUUAUAUGUCGUGAUUGUUUUAAAAGUUGUUUAUUCUGAAAUUCAGACAUUGUAAACUUGAAAUGUUUAGACAUUGUUUUUAACUGUCCUGUAAUUGAUUUUUUUCUUUUUUUUUUUAAUUUUCCCUGAAGCUUUAUCAGCUAAAUUAUGACCCUCUAUGAGGCCAUAUGUCAAAGGAUUUUGUGUAUGAGUAAAAGCUGUGAGAUGAUUACACCUUCGCCUUAUUCAGUCAGGCUGGAUCAUGCUGGAUAGUGAGUGGAAAAGUUGUUCCUCUAAGAGUUUUUUUCCUCUCUUUCCUCCCCUCUUGUCCCUUUUGAAGCAAUUUGUUUAGUCUCAUAAAGCAGAGCGCCUUAACUGUAGCACACUGCUCUUCCUGGCCUGCAACCUGAACUUUUGAGGCUAACAAGCUGAAAUGUGAAAGACUGUGCUACUACUUCAUCUUCAUUCUUCUGCAGCAGAAGAAGUCCAGUAUGAUGUGCCGUGUAGCCUGAUUUGGUAAAAUAAGCUUAGACCCCAUUUAAGGGAUCCUUUGUUGGUUGUGUCUCUUUUUCCAAAUGAGUGAAUUAUCAGAAUUUGUUGUGAUGUUAAGUGGGAUUUUUGAGCGUUGUAUUGUAUUUGGGGUAAGGAGGAGAGAAGUUAACAAUCACCCACCAACUCCACCAAGCCUUCAAUUUAUUUUCUACUGUAUAUCACGCUGCUAGAUUUUGAGAGCUGUGCCUCACACUUAAGAAAUCAUUGGGUUAAGCAUUUCUAUUAAAAAUUUCAAUACAUGCAAGAAGGUGAAAAAGUGGAAGAAAGGUGAUGAUUCCUUUCCUCAAUGGAUAUAUAUCUUUACUCAGUUCUGCUCAUCAGUGGAAUUUUUCUCCAUAAUGCCAUAACUAUAGGUACCUAAUAUCUUUCCAGUAAAAUCUGUGAAAAAUGACAUGACAAAAUUGUGAACUCUGUAUGUAGCACUUGCUCAAUUUGGUCAUUAGCAAAUGCACACAGUGUUGUGUGUCUUUUUUCCCCUUAUAUUUGACAUUGCACAAGGCAAUCAUUUGGCCAAAAGCUGCUCCAUUCCAAUGUGAUGUUCUCAAUAAACCAAAUGUUUGGUAUGCAUUGUGCAAUAUCCAGUCUUUAGAUGACACCCGUGUUUCCAAAUAUGGCUAAAGAAUGUGAUUAUUAUUUCAUAUAUAUAUAUAUAUAUAUAUAUAUAUGCUAAGGCCAAUACACAGUUGAUAAAGUCGAUGACAGGCAUAUAAUUAGCAGGAGAACUUAAUUUAGCACAUUUCUCAAGAAAUUAAAUUUCUUUGGAAGGACUUUAUGAAGCCCUUUGAACACCAGUUCCACUUCGUUUCUGUAGUGCAGUUAAUUAACAAGAAAUGAAACAAACAAACAAACAAAAAAAAUAGUAUAUCACUAUAUACGUAUGAUGUGUUGUCUGAUGGCAUCACUUCAUCUUUUGAGUCAGUAUACUGUAAAAUCUUGUUUCCUCUAUCUCACCAGGGCUUUUGUGGUAGAUUGAAACACCAGUGUCUUUACUCUGAGUGUUCGUAGUGAUGCAUUUUCCACAACACGGUAUUGCCUUCUGUAUCCGCUUACUUUCUGUGGUAUCUGCAUGUUGUCCCGGUCUAAAAGAAAUAAGAGCAAAAUUAAUAUAGCAUGGGUUGAUUUUAUUUGUUGGAUGUUUUGGAUGUGUGUGGAACUACAGUUUUUAUGUACAAUAUUCAAACUUCUGUGUCUGAAAUGUUUCAACAGAGAGAAAACUUGGUGUUUUGAUGGUCAUGAUACUCUUUCUGAUCCUGCAUUAUAAUACAAGUCACCUUAAAGUGAAAUUUUGUACAUUUCUUAUAGCAAUGUGAGUAUGAAUUGUUGUUUGACUUGAGCCUUGUAGUGUCUGCUUUUGUGACAAUGUCUUAAUGGUAUUUACUCAAACCUUUUUGUUUUAUUAAUUUUUUUCGUAUCUUGUGCCUUGGAUAUUAAAUCUGUAGUAUAUUUUAAUGGCUAAAAACAUACAUUGAUAUGAAUUCAUACCAUUUUGUAGACAGAAUGCUGGUAGACUUAUGAUGUAGCUAGUGAUCGAAAAUAUUUUUGAAGUGCUAUACUAUUGGUUUAAUAUGUGUGCUUGUGUUUAUUUUGAUAAUGAAAAAUGUACCUUUAUUGUUUUGUACCUUUUUGGUGGUCCUUAUGCCAAGACAGAUUUGCUGAAUGAUGUUUUGUAAAGUCAGCAAGUUGCAACUGAAAUUAAAUGGUUACAACCUA